Messenger RNA from Glycine soja, 1691 nucleotides. RefSeq names its product transcription factor bHLH18-like. The coding region runs from base 111 to 1136 and encodes 341 amino acids. Lineage: Eukaryota; Viridiplantae; Streptophyta; Magnoliopsida; Fabales; Fabaceae. Gene Ontology annotation, molecular function: protein dimerization activity. The record is from RefSeq and is a predicted model, not a curated record. The transcript has 5 exons.
CAAAAUUAAUCUCUCUCUUCAAUCUUCAUCCUCUCGAUCCGUCUUCUAAUUUUCCAGUCAAGUGCCCUACACUACAUCACAUCAAAUUAGUAGUAAUUUCAAGAAAGAUCAUGGAAAUUGCGUACAACUACUACUUGCCUGAACUUCAGGGAAUUGAGGAUCCAACCUUCUUUGAUCAAUACCAGAUGGAUUCAUUUGCUUGUCCACUUGAUGACUUUGACUUUGAGUCUUUCUCCGGUUCCCCAGAGAGCAACUCCUCAUAUCAUUUCAACUCCGAAAGCACACCAAAUUGUUUCCCAGCUGAAAGUCAUGAUCAGUCUUUUACCCCUGCAAGACCAACCAAGAGGCUCAAGAACACUUGUGCCAGUGACUUCAUUUCCCACAAGGUUUCUGCUUUUUCAUCCUCCCAACUUAUUUCCUUUGGGCACUUCAAUGCCCCGUCACCAUCACAUGCUUCCCAGCAAUUUCAAAACCUGGACUUCGAUGAGAAAGCGUCUAGUGAGAACAUGGAUUUUGCAGCUUUCGUUUCUCAGGGUUCGUAUGAGGACAAAAGUUUCCUAAGUUCUGAUAAUAGAACGAACCAGGUUGGCAUAACCACUAGGAACCCAAUCCAAGCUCAAGAGCACAUAAUAGCUGAAAGAAAACGAAGGGAAAAUCUCAGCAAGAGGUUCAUCGCUCUUUCCGCCAUCCUCCCUGGCCUCAAGAAGAUGGACAAGGCUUCUGUGUUGGGAGAUGCUGUCAAGUAUGUGAAACAACUACAAGAACGUGUGCAAACUCUGGAGGAGCAAGCAGCGAAGAGAACACUUGGAUCGGGAGUGCUGGUGAAAAGAUCUAUUAUCUUCGCUGAUGAUGAAACUUCUGACAGCCACUGUGAGCAUUCACUCCCCGAAGUCGAAGUCAGGGUUUCUGGGAAAGACGUACUCAUCAGAACUCAAUGCGACAAACACAGUGGACAUGCUGCAAUGAUACUCAGCGAAUUAGAAAAGCUUUACUUCAUUGUCCAGAGUAGCAGCUUUUUGCCCUUCGGCAAUAGCAAAACUGAUGUCACUAUUAUUGCUCAGAUGAACAAGGAAAACUGCAUGACAGCAAAGGAUCUCCUAGGAAGGUUGCGACAGGCUUUGGUCGGGCAUAACUAGUUCAAGGAAUUUAUGUCUAUGAUGUGCAUGAUUACAAGAAUAAGUUUAGUCAAUAAUGAUUUUUAUCGCAGUGCUUUAUUUUUCCUUUUUCGUCCAUGAUGUGGAUUCUGGAGUUACAUAUCAAGGGCCUGCGAGUAUCUGUUUACAUAGGACUUACAUGGAGUUGUUCAUUCUGCUGUGAGGUGUGGGGAGUUUCAACAGAAACAACACAUGAUGCCAAAGUGUUUUUUUUCUGUUGCUUUUUGCGUAGUUGAUUGGUCGGCUAUGUUGCCCUACACCAGAAUAGCAUUUUCAAAUCUCAGUAGUUUUUUUCCCUCUCAUUAAGAAGGAUUUUUGAGAGGCUUUGACUUAUAGAUCACCUCUUUCUUCUCUGUUUCCCUGUUGUGAAAAAGGGUUCCGGUUUGAUAGAGGCUAAAUGCCGAGCACUUAUUUAAAUUUGUUUCUCUUGUCGUUUUGUGUUCUCUUACUUCUCUAUAAAAUUCUUCUGGUUGUAAUAGCGACAAGUUGAUUUUUUUUUUCUUUUUUAAAAUAUAUAUUGUAUGGUUUGGUUGCAGA